CAUGGACACGGCUAACGUGUUCAGUCCGUUAAUCGUAGUUCAACUAGUUUGCAGUAUGUUGCUGAUGGCCUGUACCAUUUUCCAAACGGGAUUGCGAGUCAAACAAAUUGAUCCCGAUAUUGCUAUUCUUGUGUCAGUCGUUCUGAUCGGUUUUUCAACAUUAUUUCUCUACUGUUAUCUCGGCAAAGUGGCUACUGAGAGCUUUGAGAAAAUGGCCAAUUAUUUGUAUUAUGAGGUGAAUUGGCAUGAACUGCCCAUUGAGCUGCAGAGAUAUUUCAUCCUCAUGAUUGCGAACAUUCAAAAACCUUUAUACUACCACGGAUUUAGCAUUAUAACUUUGAAACUGGAAACGUUUUGCAAAUUCAUUCAAUAUGUGUAUUCAUUCAACAUGAUGUUCAAAACUCUCACAUCGGACAAAUAUAGUAACUAGGUGAUACUCAC
Molecule: messenger RNA, 441 nt
Organism: Sitodiplosis mosellana (orange wheat blossom midge)
Lineage: Eukaryota; Metazoa; Arthropoda; Insecta; Diptera; Cecidomyiidae
Product: odorant receptor 67d-like
Exons: 3
Coding region: 2-430 (142 amino acids)
Biological process (GO): sensory perception of smell; detection of chemical stimulus involved in sensory perception of smell
Cellular component (GO): plasma membrane
Molecular function (GO): olfactory receptor activity; odorant binding
Source: RefSeq, a predicted model, not a curated record